GAGUUCGCCCUUAUCCUCCAAUAUCAAUAUAUUUUACCCUUAUUCGUCAACAUGAUGGACGAUGAAGAUAGCGUGGUCUCCAUUGAGGAUGUUAUCAAAUCUAUCGAUGAAGAAAAAGCCAUCGUUAUGGGCGGCAUCAAAAAUCACGACUCUUGCAGUUUCAUUAGUGGCUACAUGAAACGCCAAGCUCUGUACACAUGUAAAACCUGUUUGGAUAUAUCUACCACCAAGGCUGCUUUCUGUUAUCCUUGCUUGGUCAAUUGCCACGAAGGUCACGAUACCGUAGAACUUUACACUAAGCGACGUUUUCGUUGCGAUUGUGGUAACGCCAAAUUUGGCCAGUUUCAAUGCACUCUGUGGGAGGAAAAGGAUGACGAAAAUAUUGAAAACCAGUACAACGACAAUUUCUCCAACUGCUACUGCAUUUGUAAGCGACCUUACCCAGAUGAGGAUUAUGAAGGAAAUGAAGAAAUGAUUCAGUGUGGUUUAUGUGAAGAUUGGUACCAUAUUGAGCAUCUAAAUUUGCCAAACAACGUUAAGGCUCCUGAAGAUUAUGAGGAGAUGACGUGUUUUCUUUGUCUCCAGAAAUACUCAUUUCUAUACUUUUAUGCACUUGAGCACGAAGAAGAGGCAUCUUGCGAGCUCUCUGAAUCAAUUCGGAGGAUGCUAACCAGUAACCCGCUACUGCAAAACCGCCAACUUGAGACAGAGCACGAAGCCAAACGCUGCAAAUUAGCUUCUCUAUCCGAGGAUAUUGGUGAGAAAUCUGAAGAAUGUCAUCUUUCGGCGACUAUCCAUCGUUUUGGUACCAAACAAUCGUGCGACAUCACUGUAAAGGAUCUAGAUUUAUCAAAUGCAUCCGAACCGCCCUCGAUCUUUUGGUCAGCAAGUUGGCGGGAACGACUUUGCAAGUGCAGCAAGUGUCAGGAGUCCCUUGUCUCUUAG
Messenger RNA from Dicrocoelium dendriticum, 945 nucleotides. The record is from the annotation of a GenBank genome assembly. Lineage: Eukaryota; Metazoa; Platyhelminthes; Trematoda; Plagiorchiida; Dicrocoeliidae.